AUGGCACUGGACGACACCGAGGCGCAGAAGCAAAUCCAGCAGAUGGUGAACUUCAUCCUUAACGAGGCCAAGGACAAGGCACACGAAAUCGAGGCCAAGGCGUUGGAAGAUUUCAACAUAGAGAAGCUUCGCAUUGUCCAAAAAAUGAAAGAAAAAAUUCGACUGGAAUUCCAGAAGAAAUCCAAACAAAUGGAAAUUAAAAGAUCGAUCAGUCGCUCCUCGGCUAUAAACAAAGCUCGUUUAAAAAAAAUGUGUGCGAAAGAUCAAGUCUUUAAGGAGAUUUAUAAAAUAAGCAGCGAACGACUGGGAGAAUUGUACAAGGAUAGGGACAAAUACAGAAAUCUGAUUAUCGACCUGAUUGUACAGUCACUGUUCUACAUGCAGGAGCCCCAUGUCAUCGUCCGAUGCAGAGAUGUCGAUAAAUCCAUCGUAGAAAACUGCCUCAAUGAUGCUAUACAAAAGUACAACGACAAAUUGAAGAAGCAGUUUAACGUUACUAAGAGUGUUAAAAUUGAAAUCGACAAGAGUGGCAACUAUUUGCCUCCCCCUCCCUCUAGUGAGAAUGAGGGGAAGUCUUGCCUUGGAGGAAUCAUCCUCACCACUCCUAAUAGGAAAAUAAAUUGCGAUAACACUUUGGACGUUCGCCUCAAACUCGCCAUCGAGUACUGCACGCCGGAAAUUAAACGCAUGUUUUUUGAGACGCUCUGA
This is a messenger RNA of Plasmodium inui San Antonio 1, 708 nucleotides long. Its product is annotated as V-type H+-transporting ATPase subunit E. Gene Ontology annotation, cellular component: proton-transporting two-sector ATPase complex, catalytic domain. The record is from RefSeq and is a predicted model, not a curated record. The transcript has 2 exons. Bases 1 to 708 code for a protein of 235 amino acids. NCBI's taxonomy places the organism in Eukaryota, Apicomplexa, Aconoidasida, Haemosporida, Plasmodiidae. Gene Ontology annotation, biological process: proton transmembrane transport. Gene Ontology annotation, molecular function: proton-transporting ATPase activity, rotational mechanism.